Molecule: messenger RNA, 1628 nt
Organism: Rhinichthys klamathensis goyatoka
Lineage: Eukaryota; Metazoa; Chordata; Actinopteri; Cypriniformes; Leuciscidae
Gene: coq2
Product: coenzyme Q2 4-hydroxybenzoate polyprenyltransferase
Exons: 8
Coding region: 225-1388 (387 amino acids)
Biological process (GO): ubiquinone biosynthetic process
Cellular component (GO): mitochondrial inner membrane
Source: RefSeq, a predicted model, not a curated record
CAUAGAGCUGUAAGUUAAAUAUGUCCAAUAUAAAUUAAUGAUUUAAAAACGUUUUAACAGGGAAACAUCAUUGACAUGAUCUAUCAUUUUCCCAGUGGUUUAUUGUUCCCGAAGAGGUCCCUCAUUUACACAUGAAUGCAAGUAGACAAUGAAAGAAGCACCUCACUACUUUGCAGCCGUGACAUCUCUUACUAAAAGUCGGUCAUGACAGCUCAACAGACAAAAUGAUGUGCACCAGACUACUGACACUGCUUAAGUCACAUGCAGUGAAGAGGAAUCUGCCACAGAUCUGUUCUGCCCGUUUUUCAAGCCUCAGAAGACACCAUGAAAACAUCAUCACAGACUUCUGUCAGCCUGGAUCCUGCUUUAACAAAAGUGAUGAUCACAAACAGAGAAUAUGGUCUCCUUCACUGGCAGGUCACAACUACGGAAAAAGGUUUUUCAGCCUCACGCCUGCUGGGAUUGUCAAUGCAGCUCCAGCGUCUGUACAGCCGUACCUCAGAUUAAUGAGACUGGACAAACCCAUAGGAACGUGGCUACUGUAUCUGCCUUGUACGUGGAGUAUUGGGCUGGCGGCAGACCCGGGAUGCCUUCCUGAUCUACGCAUGCUUGUGCUGUUUGGUGUCGGAGCUUUGCUUAUGAGAGGAGCUGGAUGCACUAUCAAUGACAUGUGGGAUAAAGACUUUGACAGGAAGGUGUCAAGGACAGCCACUCGGCCCAUUGCAUCAGGGGAGAUCACACCGUUUCGGGCUCUGGUUUUCCUCGGAGGCCAGCUGAGUUUAGCACUGGGGGUCCUGCUGUGCCUCAAUUACUACAGCAUAGCUCUUGGAGCUGCUUCUUUGUCGCUGGUGGUCACAUACCCUCUCAUGAAGAGAAUCACAUACUGGCCGCAGUUUGUUUUAGGUCUCACUUUUAACUGGGGUGCUCUUCUGGGUUGGUCUGCUGUGAAGGGAUCAUGUGACUGGUCUGUGUGUUUACCUCUCUAUGUGUCUGGUGUCAUGUGGACAUUGAUUUAUGACACAAUCUAUGCCCAUCAGGACAAAGAUGAUGAUUUAAAAGUGGGUGUGAAGUCUACAGCUCUGAGGUUCCAGGAGAACACCAAACUGUGGCUGAGUGGCUUUACAGGGGCGAUGUUGUCAGGGCUGGUUCUAGCGGGACUUAAUGCGGACCAGACUUUGCCCUUCUAUUGUGCGGUGUCUGCAGUGGCUAUUCAUCUCGCACAUCAGAUCUACGCUGUGGACAUCAACAGACCUGAGGACUGCUGGAAAAAAUUUGCUUCAAACCGAAACCUCGGACUGCUUUUAUUCUUAGGAAUAGUGACUGGAAAUUUAUGGAAAAAGAGAAACGAUGAUCAGUAUGAAACGCAGCUUAACUCCAUUUCAAAUUAGAGUCUGUUGGUUGUGCGACUUGUAAUAAUACCAUUGAUUUACGAGACAUGUAAUGUAAACCAGCGUUUCUUUUAAAAUAUUUAUUAAAUUGCUACAAACUGGCUCUAUUUAUUAAAUAAUUAGAAAACGUACAUAACAUCUAUAAAAUUAAUUUUAACAUCGAGAACAGUGCCAGAAAGUUAAACCUACAUAGACCAAAAACACCCAAAUAUUUUUAUACAGUGAAUACAAAUAUAAAAA